CGGACCAAUCCGGAAGCGGCCAUGUCGGCCGCGCUUUGCAUGGCAAGGCCACGCAACACCUACGGCACGGCUGCCAUCGCUGGUCUCCCCUACACCGCUCGAUCCCUGGAAUCGCCCUGAGUGCCGGAAACUCCUCCGAAACCGUGAUGCGGAGACGAAAUUAGGGGAGGCAGCGGGUCGAGCUCAGGCAUGAGUGCGGUGCACUGGAAAUCAUGGGCCGACGGUCGUCGACGAGCAGCAGCGCUAGUCGGCAACCUCCGAGGAACUGCAGCGCCAUCGCAGCGCUACUCUCCCGGAUGGCAUCCCGCCGUAUCAGUCUGUAUAUAAGCUCGCAUCGCUGCUGUUGGGUUGUAUCGGCUCUUUAUCCAACUCUCCAAUCCAAACUCUCCAAUUCGACUCUCUCAGUGUAGAAUCGCCGCAUCGACCUAGGCUAGUGCUCCCCCCCCCCCUGCUAAGUGAACUCAUUGUCGCUCGCCGCGUGGAGCGCCAUGGGAGAAGCCAGGACUGUGGCGGCGCUGGUCGUCGUGGCCAUCCUCAUCGCGAGCGAGGUGCGCGUGUCGCUGGCAGCGAGGCGGGCGGGCGGGUCGGCGCGGGUGGUGGACGCGGAGCUGCCUGUCGGCACCGUCGUGCUCCUGGGGUCCCUCACCCAACCCACCGCCAUCUACUUCGACUGGGCGCGCUGCAUGAGCUUGCCUGAGAGCGCGGGGGGGAGUGGCGUGGCGGACGCGCUAGUGUGGUGGAACGUGUUUUCGGAGUGGCGCACGGUGUGCGACGCCGUGCACUUCUUCCCCUCGCGCGACUGCACAGGGGAGCCGGCGGACAAGCAGACGUUCACGGGGUUCAUGAGUGUCACCAAGAUGGCGCCAUCAGUGAAGUCCAUCCGCUGCGUCCUCGGCAACAUCUGUGAGCAUGCCAAGUGCCCCGCGCACUCCACGUGCAUCAAGACCAGCGAUCACCGGGAGGUGGGGUGCGAGUGCUCCAAGGGCGGUGAUGAGUUCAACGGGUGCAAGCCAAAGUAGCCUCCCGUCCCAUCUAACCCCUCAAGUGCCAGUGCUGUGCUUGGAGUCAGUGGGCAUACCUGGGCAGGGCGUUCAGACAGUCACUCCCUAAACGUGCACUUGCGAUAGCAUUUUCGAAGUUCUGUUCUGAUAGUGUUCCACAACGGCCAUGAGCGGUGGCUAAUUGAGUUGUUGGUUCUCUGUGUCAACUUAUACAUAUGGUUAUAUGUGGCAGUUAUAGGCUAGAUGGGUUUGUGUUCUUCGAGGGUACAACUCCAACCCUAUAUCUUCCCUGUACUCUCUUGUUCUAUUCAUUCUCGUAUUCUAACA
Messenger RNA from Closterium sp. NIES-67, 1328 nucleotides. Lineage: Eukaryota; Viridiplantae; Streptophyta; Zygnematophyceae; Desmidiales; Closteriaceae. The record is from the annotation of a GenBank genome assembly.